Molecule: messenger RNA, 747 nt
Organism: Tetrahymena thermophila SB210
Lineage: Eukaryota; Ciliophora; Oligohymenophorea; Hymenostomatida; Tetrahymenidae
Exons: 1
Source: RefSeq, a predicted model, not a curated record
AUGAGAUAAAAGAGCUCUGUACUUUAGAAUGAAUUUGUAUUGAAAAAAAUGGUUAAGAUAGUGUGGCUUACCCAAAAAAAAGAUGUUCCUAAAAUAUAAAAAAUAGAUAUGAGUUUAUCUCUAUAAGGAAAAUUUAAGAAGAUAUCUAGAAUCAUUGAGACGCCCAUCACUUGUACUAUGAUAUAUUUAAAAUAGAUUGGAAGUAUUUCUCCUAGAUAGUAAAUCAUUUACAGAAAGAAAAAAGAAAAGGUAAUAGGAAUUUAGAUAUUAGCAAACUUCCUCUUCAAGAGAUUACUCUCACAAAAUUCAUAAUUCCUAAAGAAAAAACUUAUCAAGAUAUUAGUAGUAACUGAUAAAAUAACUCCCAAGCUUCCUAAAAUAUUCCAAAUCUAUGGUUUAUUUCCGCAGUUUCCCUAAUCUCUGUACUAUUUAAGGAAUGCGUUUUAAUUGCAUGAGAGCAUUCCUAAUCCAACUUCUGUGAAAGGAGUUAAAAAAAUCCAAUAAUAAAGUGUGAAAAAAACGAUAAGCAACUAAUUUAUUGUCAUAAAUGAUUUCUUAUUUUGCAUGUACCAUGAUCUUUGGUGGUUUUUUAUAUAAUUGAAGAUAAUUACGUACAAGGUAUAAGAAUAUACAAUAAACUGUAAGACUAGAAAGAAGAAAAUUGUUAAAUUAUCGCUUCCUUUAAUAAGUAGUAAAAACGUUCCUGUAGAAAUUUCGUUUAAAUGCGCAACCAUUGUUAUUUUUUGA